Trypanosoma cruzi is the source of this 838-nucleotide messenger RNA. RefSeq lists its product as uncharacterized. The transcript has a single exon. The annotation marks the transcript as partial. The record is from RefSeq and is a predicted model, not a curated record. Lineage: Eukaryota; Euglenozoa; Kinetoplastea; Trypanosomatida; Trypanosomatidae.
GCACUUGCGUAGCUUCGCACUCUUCAUCUCGGAGCAUGUAUGGGGAGAAAGCCUGGUAAACGUGUGGAUGGAGGAGCACAAGGCGGCCCAGUGGCAUCAUGCGAAGCCAAAGACGAGAGGGCGGGGUCCUAUCUUUGCCGCUGAUUCGCGUAUUCCUUUUUACUAUGCCUUGCCCGACUCGAGGUUGGAACUUUUUGCUCAAAUUGCCCUCAAGCUUGUAAAGACUCGGCAAAAAUAUGCCAUGUCAAGCGGUUGUGUAACAGCGCAUUCAAAUUGCACGGUUUUUCCAGAGAUCAAUCAGGAAAUUAUUCGCACCAUGGCAUUAUGUAGUGGGGUGUUGAUUGAGACCGCUGUACGUAAGGGACGCUCUUUUAUGCCACGGAAGCCGUACGAGGGGAUGUAUUUCCCUGUAGGGAGUCUUCGCUGCCUACAGGGCCUUCUGCAAUAUGUGCAAACCACGGGUAUUUCACCAUUUGCUGGCCUCAGUGCUAAGGCUGCUGAGCUGUUGCUUCUGGAUCUGCUUGUCGAGUUGGCGAAGGCACAGGCACAGUACUAUGACCUUUCUCUUGAUGCCCUUGGCUCUAGCAGCAGAAGUGGCUCAGAUGCUGCUGAUGCCAAUCAAGAGGACGCGAAGAAGAAUUAUCGUAAGUACUUGGUGGAACCGUGGAGACGAUUUUUCAAUGAGGGAGUGGAAGAGAUUCCCCUGCCAGGAGUCGGCGAGGGCGCGUAUUACAACAAGCGCUUGCAUCGUGUCACGGGAACGUAUUAUGCCGCGCGUAUGCUCAGAUGGUAUGCCAGGACCAAAAUUUGGCUGGAACAGUUUUUCGGUGUUGCGUGA